UGGUGUCUGCUUAGGAACAUAAGUACUGUGGUGUCUGCUUAGCAAUACAAGUACUGUGGUGUCUGCUUAGUAAUACAAGUACUGUGGUGUCUGCAUAGGAAUACAAGUACUGUGGUGUCUGCUUAGGAAUACAAGUACUGUGCUGUCCGCUUAGGAACAUGAGUGCUAUGGUGUCUGCUUUGAACAUAAGUGCUGUGGUGUUCUAAUGAUGUCGUGUUAUGGUGUCGACAUACAUGACACAAAAGAAUAUGUAACACCAUCCGGAAGUACCAUGUCCAUACAUUUCACCUCGUUAUCAGAGCACAAUUGAACCCAACAUUUUACUGAUAAACUGAAUAUGCAAUGUUGUUAACUCCAGCAAUGUAGGUCAUGAAAAAGAACUCUUCUUUACUUGAGAACACUUUAAGGGCGGACACAUUUCAUGGGGUGCGGCACAUCCAGUCGAAAGGCCGCAAUGGGAAAAACUGAGAAAACUAUCAAGGCGGCCAUACUUAUCCAGAGAUGGUACAGGCGGUACAAAGCGAGGCUAGAGGCCAGACGGAAAGCCACGUGGUGCAUCUUCCAGUCUAUAGAGUACGCUGGGGAGCAGGAUCAGUUCAAGCUGUACAACUUUUUCAACUCAAUGGUGGAACAAUUCUCACAGGACGAACAGCAGAACGCCCUCCUCAAAGUCUUUGGAGAAAAUCAGCAGAGGUCGCUCGUAGCCACUAUGUCCCCGUUCGACCUUCGCAAAGAAGAAGAAACCUUGAGGCUCGCUGAUCCUUCAAAGAUCCCAGUGGACCCACGAUACGACGGCCCUGUCCUUCAGUUCCCAAUAAACAAGACGCAGAUCAAGAACCUAAUUACAGCUUUCAAGGCCAACAAAGUUAUUCACGAGCACUACCUACUGGACCUGCUGCACCAUGCAAGGACCUAUCUCAUGAAGCUGCCCAACAUCAAUCGAGUGUCCACUCUACUCACAAAGCAGGUGACCAUCUGCGGUGACAUACAUGGUCAGCUCAAUGACCUGUUUGUCAUUAUCCACAAGAAUGGUCUCCCUUCAGACGACAACCCUUACAUCUUUAAUGGAGAUUUUGUAGACCGAGGGAACAACAGCAUUGAGGUCAUUACACUCCUUCUGACUUUCCUCUUGGACCCUUCCUGCAAGGUCUACUUGAACAGAGGGAACCACGAGGAUCACGCCAUGAACAUCAGGUACGGUUUUACGAAAGAAGUGAUGCGCAAAUACAAGGAGCACGCUGCCAAAGUCAUCGCCAUGUUUAAUGAAAUCUUCUGUUCUCUGCCACUGGCUACGAUCGUAGACCAGAAGGUCCUGGUCGUCCACGGAGGGAUCUCAGAACAUGUUGACCUGCGAUUGAUAGAGACCAUCGACCGGAAGAAAUAUGUAUCUAUUCUGAGACCUCCUGCCUUUGAAGCGGGUCUCGGUAACCCCAAGCAAGCGAUGAAGAUGAAGGAUCUGGAAGAAUGGCAACAGAUUGUAGACAUUCUCUGGAGCGACCCGCGGGCGGCCAAUGGUAUGGUGUUCAACACGUUCAGGGGCGGGGGCUGCUACUUCGGACCUGAUGUCACACAGAGGGUCUUGGCCAAGCACUCGCUGCAGCUCCUGAUACGUUCACACCAGUGUAAAGAGGAUGGCUACGAGUACACUCAUGGGGGCAAGGUUCUGACAGUCUUCUCCGCAUCCAAUUAUUACGAAGAAGAGAGCAACAAGGGAGCAUACGUCAAGCUCAUGCGUCAGAAGUCCACAGACGACAUGCCCAUCUGUCACGUGGUGCAGUACAUCGCCCAGACGAAACCCGGGCGAAGAUUUACCAUAACAGAAAGGACGAGCUACUUGGAGUCGUCUGCUGUAAGCAGCGUUAAAGAGAGAAUCAUUGCCAAUCGGUCAGCACUGACGGCCAAGUUUGCAGAGUUUGAUCCCGCAGGGACAGGGAUCAUUUCAUCCAAGCAGUGGUUCAAGGCUAUGGAGAGUGUUAUGGGCAUUGAUGUGCCCUGGAGGAUUCUCAAACCCAAGCUGGUCAGCUCUGAAGGCCAAAACGUCUUGUACGAGACCACCUUCCAGGACAAGAGGCUAGGAUAUAAAAAUGAAGAGCAAAUCGGAGAACCAAGCGUGACAGAGAGCUUGUACAGAAACAAAGAGAUCCUCGAGACAAUCUUCAGGGCUUUCGAUAAGGACAACUCAGGCCAUCUCUCAAUGGCCGAGUUCUCAGAGGCCUGCCAGCUGCUUGUGAAGCACGCAAACAUCACUUUGACCCAGAACCAAAUCAGAGACAUAGCCACCAGCCUUGACCUCAACAAGGACGGCAUGAUUGAUUUUAACGAGUUUUUGGAGGCUUUUAGGAUCGUAGACACCGAAACCCAAGAAAUGCGUGAAAAAUUAAACAGCUUCGAAAUAGACGAGCUAAAGAGAGAUAAGAAAAAAUCAAUUUUCAGCCGUUGCUUUGGUGGGCGCUGGUCUAAUAGUCUAUACUAAGAUAUGGGGGCAUGGUGUGGAAAGCCUGCAACUCCCUUAAUGUAUAUUUUAUGAAUACCUGACAUUUUUGGGUUUGCAAGUCUAAAAGUUUGUGUGCUUGUGCAAUUAAACUGAAGGGGAGAGUAUGUGUCCAGAUUUUUUUAUUUGAUGAAGCCACAAUAAGAAUUUCAUUUGUGGAGCCACUUGAUUUAAAAUAUAUAUAAAGAUCAUAUUGAUCAAAAUUCUGCUUGUAUACUUUUUUUUAAAGGAAUUUUAAAUGUAUUUUGUAAUUUACAUCAAGAGUAAGCAAAUAUAAUGUGUAUAAAAAAUAUACUCUUAGCAAUCACCAUGUGUUUAGAAGAUGUUGUUUGUUUUUUUAAUGAAAGUAACAUAGCCUAUGUGUUGUUGUUUUCACUCUACAUAAUCUUCUAUUUAAUUCCUCUAUCAAGUUCUAUAUAUAUUUAGCAUUUGUAUUUUAAAAUUAAUUUAUAAUUUAAAAUGUGUAUGUUUUGUUUCGUGAGUAUGAAUGCUUUGUUUUUUAUGAGCUAAUUUUUUAUAACUAGAAUUGCAAUUGUUUAUUCUCCUGAUUUUAGUUGAGGUCUAAUUAUUUUGCUUUUUUAAAUUGUGGUCUGGAUAAUGUUUCCUGACAAUGAAUCAUCAGUAUUAUACAAAUGUCUUUACAUGUACCAGUACAUUUUUUUCAACUAAGAAAUGAACACAUGAUACUGCUUCAAUGCUUGAUCUUUAUUUACUAUUAAAAAUUUUCUACUUAAAUCAAUAAAUGUUCUUUUUAUAUAUGAACUUCGUUGGUUCUCACUUUCUUAACUUUAUUUCGUAAAUGAUUGACUUCGAUCUUCAUUUUAUUUGUAUUUGUGAUUGACUCCACUCUUUACUUUAUUUGUGAUAAACUUAAUUUUUUCACUUUA
Messenger RNA from Biomphalaria glabrata, 3378 nucleotides. Its product is annotated as serine/threonine-protein phosphatase with EF-hands 2-like. Gene Ontology annotation, molecular function: protein binding; manganese ion binding; calcium ion binding. The transcript has 16 exons. Bases 422 to 2473 code for a protein of 683 amino acids. The record is from RefSeq and is a predicted model, not a curated record. Gene Ontology annotation, cellular component: nucleus; cytosol. Gene Ontology annotation, biological process: detection of stimulus involved in sensory perception. NCBI's taxonomy places the organism in Eukaryota, Metazoa, Mollusca, Gastropoda, Planorbidae.